Molecule: messenger RNA, 6992 nt
Organism: Trichechus manatus latirostris (Florida manatee)
Lineage: Eukaryota; Metazoa; Chordata; Mammalia; Sirenia; Trichechidae
Gene: LARP1
Product: La ribonucleoprotein 1, translational regulator
Exons: 19
Coding region: 176-3493 (1105 amino acids)
Biological process (GO): mRNA stabilization; positive regulation of translation
Cellular component (GO): cytoplasmic stress granule; cytosol
Molecular function (GO): RNA cap binding
Source: RefSeq, a predicted model, not a curated record
CGGCUGCAUUCGACCGGAAGGGGGGGCCUCUCCUAGCGUGAACCCCGACCCUUCUCUGCAGGGACUGGGGCCCAGCGCCCCAGAGGAAGGAGUCGCGGGCGUUCUGCGAGCCAAGUUCGAGGCGGGGGAGGCAGCCUCAGGCGCGCCCGGCUUCUCCGGGGGGGCGGGCGCGCAGAUGGCCACUCAGGUGGAGCCGCUGCUGCCGGGGGGCGCCCCGCUCUUGCAGGCCGAAGAGCACGGGGGGCUGGUGAGGAAGAAGCUGCCGCCGCCGCCCGAGGGCAAGGGCGAGCCUGGGGCCAACGACGUCGGAGUCGGGGAGCCGGACGGCGGCACUCGGAGACCCCGGCUGCCCUGCGCCAAGCCGUACAAGGAGGGCACCGGGCAACAGGAGCGCGAGAGUCCGCGGCCGCCGCAGCCGCCGCAGCCGCCAGGCGCCGAAGGCCCGGCCGUCAGCGACGGGGAGGAGGGCGGCGGCGGCGAGCCGGGCGCUGGCGGAGGAGCAACCGGAGCUGCGGGGGGCGGCGGGCGGCGAGACUUCGUGGAGGCCCCCCCGCCCAAGGUGAACCCGUGGACUAAGAACGCGUUGCCGCAGGCCCUGGCCACGGUGAACGGACAGUCCCCUCCAGAACCUUCUGCCCCAACCAAGGUUGUGAGGGCAGCAAUUCCUAAACAGCGCAAAGGCAGCAAGGUUGGUGACUUUGGAGAUGCAAUCAACUGGCCCACACCAGGAGAAAUAGCCCACAAGAGUGUACAGCCACAGCCCCACAAGUCUCAGCCUGCCCGUAAGCCACCACCCAAGAAGGACAUGAGGGAACAGGAGAAAGGAGAGGGGAGUGAUAGUAAGGAGAGCCCAAAAACCAAGUCAGAUGAAUCAGGGGAGGAGAAGAAUGGGGACGAAGACUGUCAACGAGGAGGGCAGAAGAAGAAAGGGAACAAACACAAAUGGGUUCCAUUGCAAAUAGACAUGAAGCCUGAAGCACCCAGAGAGAAACUGACCUCGCGCCCCUCUCGCCCACCAGAUCCUCGUCACACACCUGCCAACCGCGGGGAGAUCAAAGGGUCUGAGCCUGCUACCUACGUGCCCGUGCCCGUGGCCCCCCCCACCCCAGCCUGGCAACCAGAGACCAAACCGGAGCCUGCCUGGCAUGACCAGGAUGAGACAUCGAGUGUGAAGAGUGAUGGGGCUGGUGGGGCGCGGGCUUCCUUCCGUGGCCGUGGACGGGGGCGUGGUCGCGGCCGGGGACGCGGCCGGGGUGGCACUCGAACCCAUUUCGACUACCAGUUUGGCUACCGAAAGUUUGAUGCUGCAGAGGGGCCUCGCAUCCCCAAGUAUAUGAACAACAUCACCUACUAUUUUGACAAUGUGAGCAGCACUGAGCUUUACAGCGUGGACCAGGAGCUGCUCAAAGACUACAUCAAGCGCCAGAUUGAAUACUACUUCAGCGUGGACAAUUUAGAGCGAGACUUCUUCCUGCGACGAAAAAUGGAUGCCAGCGGUUUCCUUCCCAUCACCCUUAUUGCUUCCUUCCACCGAGUGCAGGCCCUUACCACUGACAUUUCACUCAUCUUUGCGGCCCUCAAGGACAGCAAGGUGGUGGAGAUAGUUGAUGAGAAGGUCCGCAGGAGGGAGGAGCCUGAGAAGUGGCCUCUUCCUGGUCCCCCAAUGGUGGACUAUUCACAAACCGAUUUCUCCCAGCUUCUCAACUGCCCCGAGUUUGUUCCUCGCCAGCACUAUCAGAAGGAGACAGAAUCGGCCCCUGGCUCUCCUCGGGCAGUCACUCCAGUGCCAACCAAAACCGAGGAGGUCAGCAACCUAAAGACGCUGCCCAAGGGCCUGUCUGCCAGUCUGCCUGACCUGGAUUCUGAGAACUGGAUUGAAGUAAAGAAGAGGCCUCGUCCCUCCCCAGCACGGCCCAAGAAGUCAGAGGAGCCCAGGUUCCUCCACCAGACCUCUCUGCCUCAGCAGCUGCCCUCUCAGCAGCUGAUGUCCAAGGAUCAGGAUGAGCAAGAGGAACUAGAUUUUCUGUUUGAUGAGGAGAUGGAGCAGAUGGAUGGACGGAAGAACACCUUUACCGCCUGGUCUGAUGAGGACUCUGACUAUGAGAUUGACGACCGGGACGUCAACAAGAUCCUCAUUGUCACCCAGACGCCACCUUACAUGCGCCGGCACCCAGGGGGGGACCGCACAGGCAACCACACCUCACGUGCCAAGAUGAGCGCUGAGCUGGCCAAGGUCAUUAACGAUGGGCUCUUCUACUAUGAGCAGGACCUGUGGACUGAGAAGUUUGAACCUGAGUAUUCCCAGAUCAAGCAAGAAGUUGAGAACUUCAAGAAAGUCAACAUGAUCAGCCGGGAGCAGUUUGACACUCUGACCCCCGAACCCCCUGUGGAUCCCAACCAGGAAGUCCCUCCUGGGCCACCCCGGUUCCAGCAAGUUCCCACUGAUGCCCUGGCCAACAAGUUGUUUGGUGCUCCUGAGCCUUCCACUAUCGCCCGCUCUCUACCAACCACUGUCCCAGAGUCGCCAAACUACCGUAAUGCCAGGACUCCCCGGACACCCCGCACACCGCAGCUCAAAGACUCAAGCCAGACAUCACGAUUUUACCCGGUGGUGAAGGAAGGACGGACAAUAGAUGCCAAGAUGCCUCGGAAAAGGAAGACAAGACACAGUUCAAACCCGCCAUUGGAGAGUCAUGUGGGCUGGGUUAUGGAUUCUCGUGAGCACAGGCCCCGGACUGCUUCCAUCAGCUCCAGCCCCUCGGAAGGAACACCUGCAGUUGGCAGCUAUGGCUGUACCCCUCAGUCAUUGCCCAAGUUCCAGCAUCCUUCCCAUGAGCUGCUAAAGGAAAAUGGCUUCACACAACACGUCUACCAUAAGUAUCGUAGGCGCUGCCUUAACGAGCGGAAACGCUUGGGCAUUGGCCAAUCUCAGGAGAUGAACACUCUCUUCCGCUUCUGGUCCUUCUUCCUCCGAGAUCACUUCAACAAAAAGAUGUAUGAGGAGUUCAAGCAGCUGGCUCUGGAGGAUGCUAAAGAAGGCUACAGAUAUGGUUUGGAGUGCCUUUUUCGAUACUACAGUUAUGGCCUGGAAAAGAAGUUCCGCUUGGACAUAUUCAAGGAUUUUCAGGAGGAAACCGUGAAGGACUACGAAGCUGGCCAACUCUAUGGGCUGGAGAAGUUCUGGGCCUUCCUGAAAUAUUCCAAAGCCAAAAAUUUGGACAUUGACCCCAAAUUGCAAGAAUACCUCGGCAAAUUCCGACGUCUUGAAGACUUCCGAGUAGAUCCCCCAAUGGGUGAGGAGGGCAACCACAAGCGACACCCAGUGGCAGCAGGAGGUGGCGGCGGUGAGAGCAGAAAGAGGUGCCCUUCCCAGUCUUCCAGCAGGCCCACCACCAUGAACAGCCAACCCCUCACGCCCCCCUCCGGCCAGUCCAUCCGGGAAGAUGCCAAAUGGACAAGCCAGCACUCGGACAUACAGACUUUGGGAAAGUGAAAGGCCCUUUAGCCCUGGGGUUGGGCAGGAAGGGGGUAGGUUGGGCAAGAGGCCAUGGGGGUGCCCAGUCCCAGGAGAGGGGACUUAAAAGGGAUAGGCCUGGAGUUAUUGGGACAGGCGCUCGUGCUGAGUAGUGGCAUGAAUACCAUUUGGGCUGUCAGAGGUACCUUUUUGGGCAGGAGCCUCCACAUACUCCUCCCCACUCCCCCCUCUCUCCAUGACUCUUCAUAUCCUAGCUUCUUCUAAGAGGGAGUGGGAAAGGGGGGAGAUUUUUUUUUUUAUAUAUAUAUAUAUCUAUAUAUAUAUAUAUCAAGUUUUAAAUUAUUGAUAGUUCGUCUGGAUUACCAAAAUCACUCUGUAGCCUGCCUGUGGCUGGUAGGCCGCACCCCUGGUCCCCACCCACAGCCUCUUCCUGCUCCCCUUCAGGCCAGCUAUGCAGCCCAACAAGAAGGCAUCGUGUGCCCCGUUGCCCAGCACUGUCCCAUGGAAGGCUCUGGCAGCACCCCUGGGCCCCAGGAGCACUAACCCUUUGGUCAUCUAGGGCUUGCCAUCACCGUGUUCUCUGCCUGCUGUCCCGACCACACCCUUCUGCUGUCUUCUGGGAGAAGGAAACCAAAGGAUUGAAAAGUGGGGUUUGAGGGAAGGUUUCAGCCUCUCCCCGCUCCCCUCUUCCCCAUGCCCUUACUUCCCAGCCCAGAGAGACGCUGCUCAUACCAGAAAAGACUAUUGAAAGAUGAUUUAUUUUAUUUUUCUCUGACCUUUCCAUCCUUGGAAAAAAGGAAAAAAAAAAAAAAAAAAAAGACAAAAUCGACUGUAAAAGACCAAAAAAAAAAGAAAAAGUUUUCCAGAAAACCCCCCACCUAAUCCACUGAAAAGUGAUGUCUUUCCUCUACCCUUAGGUUUUUUUUUUUUUUUUUUUUGUUCUUGGAUAUAAUAUUUUUUUAAAAGUUGCCUUAUUGUGGAGUGGGAAUCUGAAAUAUCCAAAUGCCUGUUUUCCUCGAUGGAGUCAACCUGAAGAGCUCCCACCUUCUCUGGAUGUGCCUGGGCUUAGAUUGGAUAGAAUCUUUCUCUGGACUGAGUUGCAUGUACCAUGCCUCCUGACUGGAGGCAAGAGAGUUGGGGGCAGCUCCUGUCAGAGCUGUGCCCAUAAUAUCCCUGCUGUUGCAUCGUUUGAAGCUGACGUCCUGUGUCUGUACACUGCUGCCUCUGUCGUGUCCUCGCUCUGCUUGCUGUUGUCUCAUGCCAGGCCCCAUCCUGCCGUGACACUUCUCAUCCUACCCUUGGAACCCAAAGGCCAAGUUUGCUUCAGACUGUUGGAGAACAGAGUUGGCCUGGAUUUGGAACACUCUUGACCUCAGCUUGAACGCCUCCUCCACCCCAGAGGGGAAAACGGAACGCCUGGUAGCUGAGGCUUGGCAGUGUUUCUUGUAUUGGCCUGGAAGUUCUCUGAGACCUCAAGGAGACUUUGUUCCUUGUAAAAGGUGGAGAAAGAUGCCACUUCUCCUCCCUCAGGUCUGGUGGGGUCUUCCCAGCUUGCAUCCCCCCUCUGCAGGCUAUCUCUGCCCACCCUCCGGUUGACCCUGCUUGGGAACAAGGGAUGAGGAGGAGUUGGGGGCUGGGGGGAACCCUGCCAGUGGCUGAAGCCCUGUGGCAGGAAGGUAUAUGUGGACAUAGAGUAUACCUGACUUCUCUUCUCCAGCCACUAACUGCUGGGGUUGUGAAUGACAGUGGAAUGGCUGGAGUCUACUGUCAUCAGAAGCUAGGGAGGGUGACAAAGGACUGACCCACACAGACUUUGGGAUGUGUGCUGGGUAAGGGCAUGACUGCCUGUUCACCCCCAGUGGGAACUGGGCAACAGGAGAGGAGUUUAUGGUCUUGUUGCUCACUCAAUUGCUGGAACUUCCUUGGCCCUUUUUCUCAGUUGGUUCCUUUGUUGGGCCCAAAGGUUGGGAGUAGGGGACAGUAUCCCAGGCUUGCCCUGUCUUGGGCACUUCAUUCCUUUUAGCCGGCACCUGCCUUUCCAGUGGUUGGUAUGUGGGAAGCCUGUUUCAUCUCUGACGCAGUGCUCUCGAAAGCCAAGGAUGUUAGGUGAGUGUCUCGUCUCUGCUAGGAUUGAAGGCCUUUCCCACAUUGUACCAGACAUUAGACUCUUGGACCUCCCUCCUCCUUCCCCUCAUUCCCUCUUUCUUUCCUUCAGGUCACUCAGCCCUGUACUGUAUCCGGCACCACAGAAACCUCAGUGCUUAUUCUCUGCUGGGUUUGGGAGCACAAGAAAACCUUGGAGGUGGGAAAAGGCUGCUGUUAUCUAGAGUUUAUUCCCAGGCCAGGGGCUGCCAUCCUCUUCCUGAUCCUCCCCACAGACACCCCAGAAAGAGGAAGCCCCUUUGGGGUGGUGAGGUGAGGACUUCAUCUCAGCAUAGGCUGAGGAUUAGAGGGGGGGAGGACUUUUUGUUUUUGUAACAUGUUAGGAGUUAAUGUUGCAAAGAGUAGUUUACAUCUUCACUUUCUGAAGACACUUGAAUUUAGGACCGAUUUAUCUGUGACAAGCAUGCCAGGAGUGGCAGGGCCAUCAGGACUAGCCACUUCACACCCACCAUCCUCCCUUGGGGAUCCAAGACCUGAAACACAAAGCGAACACCUUGCCCCAAACCCCUUUGUUCAUCCUCCACCUUUCCAAGGUUGGUCCAUGCCAACAUGACUUGUCGGUAUUAGACACCAGAAGGUCUAUGUGUCUCACCCUCGUAAGGGACAGGUUUUCUCUUUCACCCUCCCCUGAACUGGGAGCAAAUGCACUACCAGUACAGAAGGGCCACACAGCCCUGCCUCAGCCUGAACCCCUGGGGCUCAGAUUGUGGUGCUGAGCCCCGAUGUCAAAGUUGUUUUGUUUUUGUUUUGUUCCAUUGUAGCUCUUUUUUCCCUUUUUCCUUGAUUUUAUGACAGAAAGAAAUUAAGCUGCUCAGAAGGCCCUGGAAGUGGGGAAGAGGGGCAAGGAAGAUGGCUUAGGGAGGGUUGGGGGGAAGCUUGCCAAAAGCCUGGGUAGAGUGGCGUGGAUCAUCUGGCCGCCUCCUGAACAGGACCCAGAGUAUCUUCUGUGUGCAGGGGUCCCUGGCUUUGCCCCAGCCCCCACGCUCUCCUCUUUUGGCCCAUGUUGAUGGCAGAGGCAGAGAAGAACUUAGAGCCCGUUUCUCACUGGAGAGGAAAACUUGUCAUCUGGCUUUGCAGAGAAGGUUCCACCUUACGCUCAUAGUACAUUAUCUUUACCAUGUGCUAGAAUAUCACAUUUAAAAGGACAAAAAAAAAAGAAAAAGAAAAAACAUGUAAAAUACUUGAAUGAGCUUGUAUUAUAACAUUAAUAUUAUUGAGAGUAUCUGCUUUCCAGGCUGAAGUGAUUCAUUCAUUAUUCUAGUCCUGCUUUAGUCCUUUGUAAUUUGUGGUAAUUAUGCUUUUCUUUUUAAUACAAAAAAAAUGUAUAAAAAUAAAAACUUGAAAAGGCAAAAUA